GCCAGCGUAGAAUAAGACAGCUGCGACAACAACAACAACAGCAAUGGUUGGCAGCUCUACGGCUUAUUGCCUAAUGUGAGCUGUCACAUUUACAUCAACCUUUAUAAAAUCACUUCGAUUUACUUGUUUAGUGUCAGGACAACUGGUUGGACCUUUUGAACAGCUUAAUGGUAAGUGAGCUCUAGUUAAAACUCCUGAAGGUCAGAAAAUCAGCAGCGAACUCUUCUCUGACAUCAUGGCCCAGCAGAGAGGGGUCAACAGCCUUCAGUUCAACCAGAACCAAAGUUGUUUCUGCUGUGCCAUGGAAACAGGUGUUCGUAUUUACAAUGUGGAACCUUUAAUGGAAAAGGGCCAUUUAGAUCAUGAGCAGGUGGGCAGCAUUGCUCUGUGUUCAAUGCUACAUCGAUCAAACCUCUUGGCUGUGGUGGGAGGCGGUGUCAACCCCAAAUUCUCCAAAAUCUCAGUAUUAAUUUGGGAUGAUUCUCGGGAAGUGCGAGACCCCAAGGAUAAAUUAGUGCUUGAGUUCACGUUCACCAAACCAGUGCUGGCUGUGAGGAUGAGACAUGACAAAAUCAUCAUUGUCCUGAAAAAUAGGAUCUACGUGUAUAGUUUUCCUGACAACCCUGUCAAGCUGUUUGAGUUUGACACUCGAGAUAACCCGAAAGGUUUGUGUGACCUGUGCCCUAGUUUGGAAAAGCAGUUGCUGGUUUUUCCUGGACACAAAUGUGGCAGUCUACAGUUAGUGGACCUUUCCAACACAAAACCUGGCACAUCAUCUGCUCCAUUCACUAUCAACGCCCACCAGAGUGAAAUCGCCUGCCUGGCACUGAACCAGCCUGGCAGUGUGGUUGCGUCUGCAUCCAGAAAGGGCACGUUGAUCCGUCUGUUUGACACUACAACACGAGACAAGCUAGUGGAACUACGUAGAGGAACCGACCCUGCUACACUCUACUGUAUUAAUUUCAGCCACGACUCAUCCUUUCUGUGUGCAUCGAGUGACAAGGGAACAGUGCACAUAUUUGCUCUGAAAGACACUAAACUGAACCGGCGCUCUGCUUUGGCACGUGUAGGAAAGGUGGGUCCGGUCAUCGGACAGUAUGUGGACAGUCAGUGGUCUCUGGCUAAUUUCACUGUGCCGGCUGAAUGCGCUUGCAUCUGUGCCUUCGGGAAGAACACCUCCAAAAACGUCAACUCUGUUAUUGCCAUAUGUGUUGAUGGGACAUUCCACAAGUACGUCUUCACCCCUGAUGGAAACUGCAACCGCGAGGCUUUCGAUGUGUAUCUGGACAUUUGCGAUGAUGAUGAUUUCUGAGGCUGGAGAUUGAGCUGUAAUUUAUGUAAACUAGUAGUCACUUAACAGCGAACUCUGCUGGUUGGUCCUGUCGCAGUGUAUGUUACUGCGCUGUAUAAUCAAAUGUACAUAAAAUCAGUCUGUGAGUAAA
Carassius carassius (crucian carp) is the source of this 1442-nucleotide messenger RNA. It is a transcript of the gene wdr45, whose product is annotated as WD repeat domain 45. The record is from RefSeq and is a predicted model, not a curated record. Lineage: Eukaryota; Metazoa; Chordata; Actinopteri; Cypriniformes; Cyprinidae. The transcript has 11 exons. Bases 236 to 1312 code for a protein of 358 amino acids. Gene Ontology annotation, biological process: autophagy of mitochondrion; nucleophagy; protein localization to phagophore assembly site. Gene Ontology annotation, cellular component: phagophore assembly site membrane; extrinsic component of membrane; cytosol. Gene Ontology annotation, molecular function: phosphatidylinositol-3,5-bisphosphate binding; protein binding; phosphatidylinositol-3-phosphate binding.